CUCUAUCUCCUCGUAGCCCAAGAAACCAAGAUUUCCCGCCAAAUUUCUGCCCAAAUCUUAUCCAAAAUUUCCCUAAUUCCUCUGCCUCAAUUGGCCUAAACCCUAAAAUGUCCUCUCCUCUCAAGGAGCGAGGGGUCAGCGGUGGCAACGUAAUGGCGUCCAAGCCCAAUAAAACCCUAGCUGACACCAUCGUCACUGGGAAAAAGAACUCCGCCGACGAUCGCCGGAAUCCUGCGGCUCUCCUAGGCCUCCCGUGUUCUUCAUUGUCAACCCUGAGAGGUACGCCCUCGAAACCCUCCGAUCUAAACCCUAAAGAUUUCGGCCCUUCGGGUAGUUGCCUGCAAGAAAAGAAGGGGAAUUGUCCAAUAUUGAAGCCUAAUGCGGGGAAAUUUGGAGGAAAAGAUCGAAAAUCGGGGGUUGGUUCUAGGGUUUCAGUAGAGUUGGCUCUCAAAUCCACUGCAGAGAUGUGUAAAGAUAAAGGUUAUUUAAUCGCAAAUUUUAAAUCCCUUGAUUUGAAAGAUUGUAGUAUCGUUAAGGUUUCCCACGAAAUAAAUAAACAGGGAAAAAACUCGGGUUUCAUUGGAGCUGUUGAAAAUUCCGGUGAGAAGGGUGUUCAAGCUGUUAUCAAGAAUCCAAGCAAGUUUCAAGAAAACUUCGUUCCAUCAGAUAACAGUGUCCAUAGAAUUUCUUCUGAGAUCGAAAGCAACAAAGAAAUGUUGGGUCAGAGUAAUAACCAGGAGGAGUUGAAAUUGAUUCUUUAUGAUAUUCAGGAAAAGAUUCCAGGAAGCGAGAACACAGUCAGUUCUGUGAUAGAUGGAGAUGGAACAAAGUCGGGUGAGAAUCUAGAGGUUCUAAUCAAGAACAGAAUAGCUUUUAAUUCUAAAACUGAUUCAUCAAGUUUCGGAACUUCUAUGGGCUCCAUUGAUGAAAACCCUGUCGGAUUAGAAUUCUUAGCUUCUGUGUAUGUAGAUCAGGACAACCCUUUGACUGGAAAUCAGGAGAUGGACAUGGAAAGCCCUGCUUCAGAGGCUAAUUCUAAAUCAAAGGCGAUGGCUGGUUUGCAAGGCUCUGAGGAGAUUGGAUCUAAGGCGAGUGAGAAGAAUGAUGACUUGGGUGAUCAAAAAAACAAGCAAGCAAUGGUGGUAGCUGGGGAGGCUGAGGAAUCUCAUGUGGGUCAGAUAUAUCAAAUUGGUAACAAAGUCACGACUGGAGGGUGGUUUAUAUCUGAUGGCGAAUUUGCUCUUUUAACUCAUAAUGAUAACUCUUGCUCAUACCAUGACAUUACAAACUCUGAGGAGAAAACAGUGUACAAGGCUCCUGAAGGAGCGCCAAAUUACUUGUUUAGUGAUUGUUGGAUAACUCGUGGCAGUUGUGGUGAUGAAUACAAGAAGUAUGUUGUAGCCGCAUCAUCUGGGAGUACUUUGGAAUCUGGUUUCUGUUCAUGGGACUUCUACACCAAAAAAGUUCAUGCAUUUCAUGUUGAGGAUACAGCCCCAGAUUCUGCUGAAAACCCACAGUGGUGGUAUAUACCAUGUGAAUCAAUAUUGAUGUCUACUUGCAGCAAGCAGAAGAAUGUUAGUACUUAUGAUAUUCGUGAUGGGCAACUUAUGAUGAACUUUGAUGUUAGUAGUCCAGUGGUAGGGAUGGAGUACUCGAGUCCUCUACAAUGGAGAAGUAAUGGGAAGGUGAUUGUUGCAGAAACUGAAGCACUCAGUCUUUGGGAUGUCAAUUCAUACGCACAACCUUUGAAAUCUAUUCCAACUUCUGGCAAAAGGAUCUACUGCCUUCAUGUGAACAACACUGACGCUGAAGUUGGUGGAGGGGUUCGCCGAAGAUCACAUUCAUCACAAAUGGCAGGAAGUGACUGUGUUUUCUGCACAGAGGAGGGCAUCCAUGUUGUUGAUUUCCGUCGCCCUUCUGGAAUUGCUCACAAGAUAGUUAGACCAAGCCCUAACGUUCGCACAAUCUUUUCUCUCGGAGAAUCCAUUUUCAUCGGAGACAAAGAUACCAGAAAACAUCCACCUCGCUCUUUUAUUCAUCAGUUCUCAAUUCGCCAGGGAAAGCUAUUAAAGGCAAUUUUUUUCCUUCCAGAUUCUAAUAAUUCUCAAUCACAGGACUCUUCAAUAACUCAAGUAUGGGGAAACCCCUAUUUUGGUAUGGGCAUAAAUAGCAUGGGAUUAUGUGGCUUCAAGGCGAUUGAUGAAUCUUUCAGCAGUGAUUAUCAGUAUACUUUUCAAGUGAAUGAGAGAAUUGGUCCGGGUGAUCUCUACCGUCCUACUUUUGAUUGUGUGGGAUCAAGGGUGCUGAUUAUAUCGAGAGAUCGACCCGCAAUGUGGAGGUAUUUGUAGUUGCUGUGUACUUAGAGAGGUAUAUUGCUUGUUCAUAUAUUCCAACGUUAUGCAAUUGUACAAAAUCACACGUUUGUUUUUGCGGGAGAGAGAAACUUGUAGAUGCUAGCGAGCUAUGUAGAAAGGACUUGUACUAUAAAAUCGUCUCAGUUCGAUACACAUUUCUCACAGGAGAGGGACUUGUGUAGGAACGAUGCCAGCGAGUUGUGUAGUUAGCGCUUGUACUGUAAAAAUGUCUCAUUUCGAUGCACAUUCUACCACCUUGAACAUUAUGUACAAAACCAAAGUUUUGCAAUGACUUCAGAAGUGUUAAGGUCUUUAAUGUAGAACUUGUACUGUAAGAAUGUCUCAGUUUGAUACCAGCUUUUGAACAUUAUGUACAAAACUCAAGUUUUGCAGCAACA
Messenger RNA from Asparagus officinalis (garden asparagus), 2752 nucleotides. Its product is annotated as KIN14B-interacting protein At4g14310-like. The record is from RefSeq and is a predicted model, not a curated record. Lineage: Eukaryota; Viridiplantae; Streptophyta; Magnoliopsida; Asparagales; Asparagaceae. The coding region runs from base 108 to 2348 and encodes 746 amino acids. The transcript is spliced from 3 exons.